Dermochelys coriacea (leatherback sea turtle) is the source of this 1942-nucleotide messenger RNA. RefSeq names its product translocon-associated protein subunit delta-like. The record is from RefSeq and is a predicted model, not a curated record. Gene Ontology annotation, cellular component: endoplasmic reticulum; membrane; endomembrane system. Lineage: Eukaryota; Metazoa; Chordata; Testudines; Dermochelyidae. The transcript has a single exon. Bases 946 to 1416 code for a protein of 156 amino acids.
GUGCCACAACUACUCUAGACAGCGUGACAGAGAUCUUCUAUUAAUAUUGUUGCACACAACUCAGAACUGAAAAUGUUCAUCUGACUGACUCUCAGAAACGGAUUCCAAGUCAUCUAAUUUCUGAUUCUAUACCAUAUUUGGCCACUACUGCAGCUUUGCUGGCAUUCAUUCACACACAAAAUCCAAAAGUUAUAAUCCUAGAAAAUGAUGGGACCAAAAUAAUGCUGGAUAUGAGAGAGGGUGGUACUAAAUUUCUAUUGAGAAAGUAAAUUCAGAAGUAAAGUCACCACUGCAUUACCCACAAAGUAAGUUUUAUAAAUUCAAGGAGCUGACUUAUGAGGAGACAAAGUAUUAUUGAACAUUUUUUAACUCUCUCAAAUACUGUGAUGGAGAUUCAGGGUUACUGUAACUGUAAUUAUGAUGUGUAAACUGUGUACAGUCAAUUGAAAAUUAUUUCUGAUUGCACCACUUAAUUCCCAUGUGAUCUUCCUAAUUUAUAACUUCAGUUAUAAGGGAGUGUGCUUGUAGAAGAGACUGUUGAGGAACCAGGAAGUAUUUCUCCCCAAUUUAGCUAUAACCAAGGAAGGAGAUGACACCACUGGACAAGGAAUACAAAUCACCUCUGGUACAGAUGAUUUGUCAGAAUCUAGAGUAGGGUGAGCACCAUCAGAUACUAGAAAAUGAGGCCAAAUUUCCAAUCAAUUUGGAAGCAGAAUAUUUAUCUGAAGCUCCUGGGAACCUUGUCUUCCUCUCCAGCACAUUAGUCCUUGGUAAACCCCAUUGUGUUAGGUGAAUAAUGGAGGGGGAAAGAACUUAUCUUACAGUAACUGUCGUUCAAGAUGUUCUGCAACACCUGGAUCCCUCUCUGUGCACAUUCACCCUAUGCACAGGAGAUCAGAGUUUAUUUAGCCAGCAGUAUCUGUUAGCGGUGGGUAUGCUCCCUGCAUGACCUCAUGCUACCCCUCCCAAGACCCAGAGCCCAUCAUCGUCCCGUCCUAUUACACCACAGCCGACGCCGUCAUCUCCUCCGAAAGCAUCUUCAUGGUGGAGAUUGCACUCCCCUGUCGCAAUGGGGCGCAGAAUGUGGCCCUGUAUGCUGAUGUCAAUGGCAAACAGUUCUCCGUCACCCGGGGGCAGGACGUGGGGUGCUACCAGGUCUCAUGGAGCAUGGAGCACAGGAAUGCCUGGUCGGGCACCUAUGAAGUGAAGUUCUUCAACGAGGAGUCGUACAGCGUCCUGCGCAAGGCCAAGCACAACAACAAGGACGAAUCGGCGAUCCGAGCCCUAUUCACAGUCAGCGUGGAUCACCAGGGCACCUGGAGCAGACCCUGGGUCUCCAUGAAGGUGCUGGCCAUCACCAUCAGGCUCCUCGUCUACUACCUGGCCCUGAGCGCCAAGGGGAGCAUCCAGACCUGAGGGGGAAGCUGGAGUCUCCCUGUGGGGCCGAACCCUGCCCCGCUGUGUCCCCCACUGGUCCCCAAUAAACACUGUCCCCACCCAAAAAACCUGUAAGUCAUUUCCUUUGCUGCCCAGAAUCCCAAUAAGAUUCAAGAGCUGCAGGAAAACAUAGUAGAUAUGGAAUCCAUGCACAGAACAAAGAAGAAUCACAGUUAUUGCAAUGUAAGUAACAGUUCUCUGAGUAUCUGUACAUGUGGAUCCCAUCUUGGUGAUUACCGAACAAUUAACUCCUCCAGGAGGUGGAAGCUAGGCGCUCAUAUAAAACAAUGACAGGCAUACUAGAACUACUGAACUACUUAACAAUCAAGAGACAAUACAUCUAAGAAAACACUGAGGUUUUUCCAUUUCACUGCCACAGGCAGUAAGAAGGAACUCAGUGACAAUUGAGGACGCUUCACUCUUUAUGCCUUCAGGAGGGAUAGCAUGAUGGUAUGCAGAGAUGUUUGACUGGGUCAAAGCACCACAGAGUGCUAAAAUUUUAAUG